AUGUCUGAUCACCUUGAUGCACCUGACCCGAGUCGAAUCUCGCGAGCUCACAGAGGCACAAAGCGAGAGACUGCCUACUUGGAGUCACAACAACCCCUGAGCAACCCUCCCUGGCCAACUCAGCACACAGGACCUCGAACGUCGGGCAAGAGCGGAUCUGAGGGCUUACAAGACCCGUAUGAGCAGUCCGCUCGUUCGCGUAGCAGUAAGCUCGGCACCGUGAACCACUCCCCGCAGAACCCAGUCGUUCCCUCUAGAGACCACAGUCCUACAGCUCCGCGAGAGCAUCGUCACAGGAGGCAUAGAAGACGCCAUUCGCGUUCAGCAGCGCGGUACUCCACCUCACGCAGCCCCCUCCGCGGCCGCCUGCGUAACUCGUCAGUCCCUCGCGGCCCGCGCAGUCCCAAAGCUAGCAGCAGAUCCACAAAGUCACCGUUCCACGCCGGAUUGCAAGACAUUCUGGAGGGGCUUUUCGGCCAUGGGGCGCGUGGACCCACAGGCGAUGAAUUGCGGAAGCUAGCAGACGACUUCGGCGAUCUCAUAGUUGGAGAACUGGUGGAUCGCUUGGUGGAGGAGCUCAAGGACGGACUGUUGGAGAAGUUGCUCAUUGAGUACUUAGAAGAGCUGGUCACGGGGGCCGUGAGGAAGAAAAUGACCAGAAAUAGCAAGGGCAAGAGCAAGGACAAGGACGAUGAAGGAGACUGGAAGAAGGGUCUGCUGAAGAGGGCCGCGCUUGUACUGGCCAAGAGGUUCACGCACUGA
Molecule: messenger RNA, 762 nt
Organism: Neoarthrinium moseri
Lineage: Eukaryota; Fungi; Ascomycota; Sordariomycetes; Amphisphaeriales; Apiosporaceae
Exons: 1
Coding region: 1-762 (253 amino acids)
Source: RefSeq, a predicted model, not a curated record